AUGGUGUCUACGACUGUAUUUAUUUCUCGUGCAUAUGAUGAUUUGAUCACAAUAAAGGAACCAUCGGAUUACGUACCAUAUGAAUCUUUCACUGGGACAUCAAUUACAACAGAUCGAGAAUCUCACACAGAUGAAAACAACAAAAAUGACGACAAAAACAGCUCAAAUGAGCUCAUCAUAUUGGUCAUGAACAACCUCUAUACGUGGCUGACCAUCACAAUGUCCAUUCUUAGUAUCAUUGGUAGUAUUCUCAUGUUUUACAUCUAUCUCACUUUUAAGAGUGUCCGUGGAAGCAAGAGCGUCAAGAUGUUACAGUUCCUCACAUUGGCUGAUAUGACAACAGCUAUCGGCAAUUUGAUUGGCUUAUUGUGGUAUCUAUGUCGGGGUCACGUGUCAAAUGAGGUCAGUGAUGUGUGGUGUAAAUUCCACAGUGCGUUAACUAUAGGAUCAAGUAUUUGCUCCUUUCUUUGGACUAUUGCCAUUGCUUUGCAUUUGUAUAUUGCUAUUGCAAGAGAGGACGUUCGACACGCGGACAAACUGACUCCGUUGUUUCAUGUCGUUUGCUGGAUUCUACCAGCUGUUGUCAUGGUCACUGCCCUAGGAAUGAAUGUCCUUGGAUAUGACCGCAACUUGAAGCAUGCUAGUUGGUGCUGGAUCGAACCAACCCUCAAAACUGCUCUCUUUUGGCAGUACAUGUCAGGAAAAGCUUGGGAAGUGUUAGCAUGCAUAGCGACGGCUCUGCUUUACAUAGCAACAAAGAUAUAUUUGAAAAGACAGAUGAAAAAUUCUGCCCAACUUUUCGCAGUCGAUUCUCAAGCAAACAAAUCUCGUCAGCAGAGGUUUCUUAUUGCCAACCGUAAGAUGACGUUUGUCCCAGUGACGUUUUUCUUACUGCGUAUAUGGGGGACGGUGAGGUUCCUUAUAGGGGCUCAUUGGAAUGAAGUUGCAAGUAAGACGUGGAUGGUGUGGAUUGUACCCCUACAGGGAAUCGGAGACAGUGCACAAGGUUUCGCAAACGCCAUCCUCUUCAUUAUUCUUACUGAGAGUAUCCGCUUGAAGAUGAAGGCAAUGAUAUGUUGUAUCAGGGAGCCCCACGUGAAUAUACCUAGUGUCGAUUCUAAUCAGAACAACAGGAGACGCCGGUGCUCUAAUCAGGAUAACCAAGGUGUAUUGCCUGUUAAGAUCAAGAACAAUGAUGCAAAGGACAAUCCCAACAACAGAAAUGUAGAUAUUGUUCAGUAUGGACUAAAUGAAUCGAAUGAUAAAAUAUCAAACGCGCCUCGCGAUGAUAUCUCUGGUGGAAUAAAGAACAAGGGGUUUGUUUCUGAAGAGAAAGUUGACGUCUCGUUUGGACACAUGUAAAUAUCAUCACUUUAGCUUAGACUAACAGAUGAAAUUAAUCAAAGUAUCACUAUAUGGCUUAUUAUAUCUUCAUCAAGUGUGAAUAGUUUAAAACAAAACUACGAAUGAAUGUUAGCAGUGGUGCUAGCAGAGAAUUAUUGUACAACACAUUUUGAAAGAGACCCUGCAAUGUCCUGUAUCAUAG
Owenia fusiformis is the source of this 1546-nucleotide messenger RNA. The record is from the annotation of a GenBank genome assembly. NCBI's taxonomy places the organism in Eukaryota, Metazoa, Annelida, Polychaeta, Sabellida, Oweniidae.